UUUAGGAUUUGUGGCACAACAAGCACUAGUUGCAGCAGCUAGCUAGUAUUAAAAUUUAAUCAUGACAAGAUUAGGAGCUGCUAUUUACUGGUUGGCAUUAAGUUUAACUCUUCAGAUAAAUGUUCUAUCAGCAACCUUCCUGGUGAGUGAUGAGAGGCCGUGUCCAAUGGAGAGAGUCACAUUCACCUGCACUGCUCCUGGAGCUAACCUGAGAUGGUCACUAUCUGAUGUUGCUUCAAAUAUCGAUGUUCACUCUGAGUUCACUCCCCUCAACACACCUCUGAUGCCAGUACAAGGUUACACUGUGACACGGAUUGCUCUCAACAAUGCUGGCAUAGCAUCCACCCUCUCAAGAAUAGCCGAGGAUGGAGUCAUGGUGACUUGUCUAAACCCAAACCCUUCAAAUGAGAUUGGAUCAGCGACCAUUCAGUUGGCUGUUCCUCCUUCUCCUCCUCAAAGAGUCGGUCACUCUGUUGAUAACAGUUCAGCCGAUGGAGUCAGUGUGACUGUACAGUGGGACCCUCCUACUGAGACUGGUGGUAGAGAUGACCUUACCUACACAGUGACUAUCUCACCUCCGGCCCAGCUCUCUGCUACUGUCCUCACAUCCACCUCUGUCACUAUGACUGCUCAAUACAAUGUGAACUACACUGUCAGUGUUGUGGAUACCAACUGUGCUGGGAACAGUACAACUGCUGAGUACAGCUUUAGGAUUGGUAAGCUGGCAGCAUUACGCAGUCACAUUUCCGAUUCCUUUGCAGGCGGCUGUCCUGAGUUGACCAAUCCCACAAAUAGAACAUUUGGACCAGUGUCCAGCAGAUUGCCAGGAUCCACUGUAACAAUCCAGUGUGAUAAAGGGUAUGUGUCUCCUGUUACGAUGGUGACAUGUGAUGACGGUACACUAUUGUGGAGCCCAAGCUCUGAAACUAUCAUGUGUGGUCAAUUGCAACAAACCCAGGCUCCUCCAACAACUGCUCUUCUAAUGAGAUGCACUGCUCAACUGGACCCACCACGGAAUGGUACCAUUAUCAGUGAUCAUUUUUUACCAGCUAUUCCCGGUACACAAGUGUCCUUUCAGUGUGAUAAUGGACUGUUCCCCGAGGGGAUAUCGACUUCCACCUGUCUCGCUACAGGAGAUUGGGACAGGAACCCAGGAGAGAUUGUCUGUAGAGUUCAAUCCCCAAGUAUUUUCACUGGUACUGACCUUGGUAUUGCUGUUUCCGUUAGUGUGAUUAUCACGGCAGCUCUGUUUAUAAUCAUUGGAUUCCUCACUGGACUCUUAGUGAUAUAUCUUCGCUAUCAUAAGAAAGCAGCGCAUUUUCCGGCAGCUGAAGGACAAGGUAAUGCAAGAUCCACUGCACCCGUUGGCCCUGUGUAUGAGGAGGUGUCUCCCAAAGAAGAGAUUGAACUGAACACUAACCAAGCGUAUGGACCAUUAUAGAACUGUUACUCAUUGCAAUAGCAUUAAUUUUUAACAGGUUACAAGGGCAAAGGUUAUGAAAGUGAUCGAGAUUGUGGUAAUGACUAUCAUACCCUAUGUAGAAGCCAAAACAAACAUUGAGUUGCAUGGCCGUGGCUUGUUAUCAUACAUUAGCCGCU
Molecule: messenger RNA, 1599 nt
Organism: Halichondria panicea
Lineage: Eukaryota; Metazoa; Porifera; Demospongiae; Suberitida; Halichondriidae
Exons: 5
Coding region: 62-1441 (459 amino acids)
Molecular function (GO): protein binding
Source: RefSeq, a predicted model, not a curated record